Molecule: messenger RNA, 4541 nt
Organism: Seminavis robusta
Lineage: Eukaryota; Bacillariophyta; Bacillariophyceae; Naviculales; Naviculaceae
Source: the annotation of a GenBank genome assembly
UCUCUUCCGACCUCAGGCCCCGAGGGUCCGAGCACCAACCAUUCAAGCAGUCAAUCAAAUUGAUGAGUUGACGACGAAAGGCGAAUUCUAUAAAGACCAGAAAGAGGAGAGAGUCAAGUUAAGCAACGAGGUAGCCAAGACAAGUAAAGGACAAUGGGCUCGAAGAAGAAAAAGCAAAAAUCCCUAGUGUCUGGAUCCAAUAAGGCACCAGCCAAGGCAGAAAAGGUCAAACACUCAGCUGCCCAGAAGAAAAAGAUCAAGGAAAAGAAGGCCGACUUCAACAAGUCCAAAAAGAUUCGGUCGGGUACAGUCACAAGGGAAGAAACAUGUGACAUGAUAGCAGAACUAAGUGAAUCCAUAUUGGAAGAUCCCACCAAGGCUUUCUCAUCUCCUGAUGCAGUCUUGACUCCAAGCAACAAUACCGAUAGCAACGAUGAUGCCUUGGAUGAUGCCGCUCCCAAGAAAAAGGAGACUCCCAGCAUGAUGAAGCAACUUUUGCAAAUUGCCAGUUUCGAAGGUGACGAAUACACGGCUCAGUUGGGAAUUUUGUCUCUCUUGGCCAUAUACCGAGACCUGAUUCCUAGCUAUCGAAUCCGUUUGCCAACUGCCGCUGAAAUGUCCGUCAAGGUCAGCUUGGAAACAAAGCGUCUUUGGGAUUACGAACGCGCUCUCAUGACCAAUUAUCAACAGUACUUGAAGCUUCUUGAAAACCUUUGGAACAAUGGAAAAUCACAAAAAAGUCUAUCGACACUGACUGUCACAUCCAUGCUCUGCAUGUGUGAACUACUCAAGGCCGCAUUUCAUUUCAACUUUCGCUCCAAUCUACUCAACAUGGUGAUGCGCCAAGUCAACAAUGGGCAAUGUGAAGAGGUUUCCAAUGCCUGCUGUAGCGCUGUAGAGCAUGUCUUUGCCAACGACACUCAAGGCGAAGUUGCCUUGGAGGCCACCCGUAUCCUUGCCAAAGCGAUCAAAGAUCGUGGUUUCAAGGUGCGACCAUCGGUUCUGAGAACUUUCUUGUCUCUGCCACUCCGUGUGCAUGUGGAUGAGGCGCAAGCCGCCAAACUGGCAACCCAGGCGAGGAAGCGAAAACGAGAUAAAGAUCUCAAAGCAAUCGACAAAGAACUUCAAGAAGGAGAUGCAACCGUGGACAAAGUCUUGCUGGCACGGUGCCAGUCGGAUACAUUGGAGGCUGUGACAGUGUCUUAUUUUCGCAUUCUGAAAAGUGACAAUCUGAACAGCAUGAAAGAGUUGCUACCAGCAUGUUUGGAAGGAUUGGCAAAGUUUGCUCAUCUUAUCAACAUUGACACAGUCAUGGACUUGUUAGAAGUUUUGAAACAAUUGCUGAAAGAUAUUGAUGCGCUUCCCUUGGAUGCAGCUCUGAACUGUGUCCUCACGGCAUUUCAGACGCUAUCUGGGCCCGGGAAGGAAAUGAAGAUUGAUCAGAAAGAGUACAUUUCACCACUCUAUACACAACUACCGCGUCUCAUCACAAUGGAUCACACACCAGGUGCUGAUGGCGACACUAAUGCUCGUCGAAAGAUCACGGACGCAAUGCUCAGAUGCCUCGAUGCUGCCUUCAUCAAGCGACGGGAGUACUCCACCACAAGGGUGGCUGCUUUUUUUAAGCAAAUACUAACGGUGGCCAUGUACACCCCCCCUUCUACAGCGGUGCCAUUGGUUGCCUUUGCGAGACAGUUACUGCAGCGGUAUCACUCGUGUCAGCAAUUGCUGGAAAACGAGUCGGACGCAAUAACGUCGGGACAGUACUGUCCGGACGUUGACGACCCGGAAUUGUCAAACCCUUUCUCGACAUCCGGCUGGGAGCUGGCAGCACUCAAGUUUCACGUUCACCCUGGAGUUGCCAAUCAGGCGAAGUGUGCAGCAACACUCAAGAUGUUGCAAAUGCCAGCAGAAGAUCCCGAUCGCCUGCUGGAAGAUACAACGACGGAUGAGAACGAACUAUACAUCAAGUUUCGAAAGAUCAAGAAACGACAUCCUCUGGAAGCACGGGGACAAAACGAUGACAAGAAGAGGAGGCGUGUUAGAUUCAUACAGCAACCUGUCAAGAGGGACCUCACACAUCUUGAAACAAGAGGAAUUGCGCUUGUCUAGAAGUGCUUAUGUUUGCAGCCGCCAUUCUUGUCUUGUUCCCAUCCAGUCACUCUUGGCUAAAAUGGUAUGAUCCAGGGACAAUGCAGACUGCAGUUCAACAGGUAGAAGAUCUCCUUUCAUAAUGCUCCACCCGUUUACUAGCACAGUUCAAUAGCUAGCUAGGGAACACAUUGAAUAAUUCACACACCCCUGCCUUACUCUACAUGUACCGUACGGUACAGCACCGACAAAAGCCAAGGAAGGCCUGAUCGUAUCAUUUUUGAAGAGCCACGCAAAAAGAUUCGAGGCCUCAGCGGCUACGGAAGUAUGGGAGAAGACGAUGGAGCAGAAACUGUUGCUCAAGCGAACGGGUUUGUCAAACAACUGGCUGAAUGUGGGACCAAUGUUGGAGGCAGAAGACAAUGGGAUCUUGACCUCUUUUCUGCAAACAAGACCUGGACUGGGCUAUCUAUCGAAGGCGCUCGAGAGAAUGGCAAAUUUUCAGCCACGGGGAGGCUGAAGCCACCCACCAAUGGCAUGCAAUCGAUGAUUAAGCAGCUAGCUAGCUAGCUAGACACAUCGAAGGCAUUCGCGGCAUUCCUAGCUAGACUGGAAUCUUCAUCUCCGGAAAAAUGACAGGUUUAGAUGAUACAAGGAUUGAUAACCACGAUAAGACGAGACCCAGCAGCGGUACCGGUAGCGUACCGCCAAUGCAGAAUCAGACGAGGCACGACGAGGAUGGGUGCAGUACUGGGGUUGGUUGAAGGAGCCGUGGAAGGCUUGUUCCACCCAUUUAAUCAUUUCAUAGGUACACGCAGUACCAGAGUAACAAGUGGAAGGGAAGGCCUGUGCGAACCCGUGGGUCCAAAAAAUUCCGUUCCGUCAUUGCGAAGCUACCGCUAGGACUCUUGAAGAAGGAAGCAGAUAAAUCGUAUCUAUUAAUAUUGUAUCAGAUAUGUACAUGGGAGAGAGAGUGCGCGGUAAUAGGAAGAGAGGUGCUGGGCAGGGAUCCAAGAAUACCUAUUGUGCCCUAGUAGAUUUGGAUUGGCUCCUUUGUAGCUCGGCCUUCUUGCGUUCCUUCUCUUCCUUCUUGAGUCUCUUUCGCUUCGCCUCGAUUUUUUGAAUCUGGAGUACCAUAUCGAAGUUAUCCUCAAGCUCGAUUCCUGGCACAAAGUUUGCGUGUUUCCUGCUGGAACUUCGGUGGCUACACUUGGUGCUUGACCUGUUGCUGGUGCGUUCGGAAGACCUGGCACGAUCGCUGCUGGACAUCUUCUUUUGACCGCGUCGCUUAGCUUUGUCGUCUCCGCUCUUUUGAUGAGAAACCUCCACAAGGUCUCCAUCGGAUUUGGAAGGGCACAUUUUCGCGAAGAGAUUCAUGGUUAUCAGGCUUUGUGGUUUAAUACCAGUCAGUGGGUUGUGUGUUGAGGAGGGUUUGUGGGUUUUGCGGAAGGAAGGUUUGGUGGUUUGUGGGGUCAGAUUGUUUUUUCUGUGCUUUUAAAUUUGUGUGAGCCUGUGUGAAAAGAGCCUUGGAUCUCGGAUCUCGGAGAAGUUAUUAUUGGUUUCAAUAAUCGCCUUUUACCGUACUAGUAUCUCUUGGACUGUAUACAAAAUCGCUGCUGGCCUGCUCGACAACCAGGUGGUCACCGGUACAGCUUCACCGGUAAGCAUGUGAAAUAGACAUCCAGCACUACGUACCGUAGGACUCUACGUGGCCGGUCACUGACAGAUACAAGCAAGUAUGUCAGACAAUGAUAGACUACUCUGUGUAUGAGUUCUCGAUGCGACUCGUCACUCGUAAUUUCGCUGGGAUAUUUGUUUAUCCGAAGGAAGGGGUCUUGGUCAUGCAUUCUAGUUAUGAGCUCUUCGAAUCUGCUAUAAUAGACCCACUUGCAAAGUGUAACAUUUUUCUCGACACCUGUACCAAGGCGUUUUAUCAAUUGAGAACUAUCUUAAUUAAAUCCAUGUAACAUUGGACAUCUCCAGGCUGAGAUAGAGAGACAAAAAGAGCUACACGGAACAUUUGGAAGCAUUUAAUCAAGAUCAAGGGCUUAUGUCCAAUCGUCGAAUGUCGGACGAGGUGAUCUGGCUACGGUAGCUAGCUACAAUGUCAUACUCAGUAGUACUCUACCUAGGAGUAUUAAUAACGCUUUUGUCUUUUGCACUUUAUUAAUACGAGACAUAACAUCCCAAUCUUGCCAAUUACCCAGGGACUAAGCUAUUUACAGAUAUUCAGUACUCAUUAUUGAGUACUUAGUACUCCUGUAGCGGACUUGAAUAGAAAAAACGCAACUGUGAAUUGUGAAUGCGUUAGAUGCCACUUUUAAACUUCAUGAAAACAUUGUAUUAAUAGAGUAAGCGAAACCAUGAUUCUCGUUCUCUAAGUAUACUAAUUAAAUUUCUACACUGUACUUUUCAAGUGUGGCUGAGUUUCUUCGAUCAGUCGGUGGAGG